ACAUGGUUUUGGAUUUAUAUUUAAGCGAAAGGCCUCUCGGAAGACUGUAAGAAGGUUGCUGCAAGACAAAGAAGUGCUCCUUAUAAGCCGCGGCAUAUAUGGACGACCAGAUUAUCCUAUGUGCGUGCAAUCACGCUCACUUGGAUUAUAUGAACAGAUAAUUCGCGCCAAUUUCAGCUAUUAUGAAAAAGAUUUACAGGACUUGAGGACACAAGGACACAGGAUAUAUCGAGAUACAUACAUUGAUAUACCACAAGGAAAGAAGAAAAUAAUGAACGUAUCUGCUUAUAUAGUGAAUCAACAGUUGGACACUAAGCUAUCUGGACUCUUCCUCCUCUUAUAUUCCAGGAAAACCUGCUUUAUUGUGGGCACAGAGAAAAACGCCAAUUCGUCAAAACCUGCAAAGGCCUCUGCCAGCAAUCCUGCAGAAAAUUCAGCGUGUGUGCUUUGGCGAAAAGCACAUGCCAUCGAAAAAGAGCGAGCACGGUGCAGGAAAGCUUUUAAAAGGAAGUGCGGACACUAUAGAGGACAUCGUCAUGUGUAUAGCAGGGAGGAAUGCCUGGCUCGGAAGAAAACCUAGGAAUGCUGGGAACGCACAAAGGCCGUACAUGUUCUGACUCACCACAACUUGCAACAUUCUUCUUCAACCCAGUACUGUUAGGGACAUCAUUGAUUUUCGUGGACACCAUCCCACAGGACCCUUGGGAAUUCUGCUCACCUCCUGGAAAAACACAAUUAUUAACACAAAAAAUCGAAGGUAGACCUGCGUUGACAACUGUCUUUUUUUUUCCAAGGCCAUGAUUAUACCCUCUAGAUAUUUGACCGAACGGUAUCGGCCAAUGAUAGAUGGCGAAUAUUUUCGGUUGAGUAUGGCAGCAUUGCAACGAUUACGUUAUUUGUGACAAAAGCGAUUGGACAUCAACUUCUGAGAUUGUAGUUCUAGAAAUACGUACAAAAUAAAUGCACAAUUAUUGUAAA
Messenger RNA from Rhipicephalus sanguineus (brown dog tick), 978 nucleotides. RefSeq lists its product as uncharacterized. The coding region runs from base 119 to 580 and encodes 153 amino acids. The record is from RefSeq and is a predicted model, not a curated record. The transcript is spliced from 7 exons. Lineage: Eukaryota; Metazoa; Arthropoda; Arachnida; Ixodida; Ixodidae.